Messenger RNA from Strigops habroptila (Kakapo), 5953 nucleotides. It is a transcript of the gene UBTF, whose product is annotated as upstream binding transcription factor. Bases 1640 to 3931 code for a protein of 763 amino acids. The record is from RefSeq and is a predicted model, not a curated record. The transcript has 22 exons. NCBI's taxonomy places the organism in Eukaryota, Metazoa, Chordata, Aves, Psittaciformes, Psittacidae.
GGGUGUCCAUUGCAUCCACAUUUAUUACUAUUAUUGUCUUACAGAGAAACGGGUGAAAACCUCCCGGGUUUUGGCCAUUCCCACAGCCUGCAUUCCUUUGUUCCCAGGCCUCAUCCUGCAUCCCUUUGGGGGGUCCCAACUGCUUCCCGCUCCCCAUUCCCUUGCAGCGGGUGCCUGUGGAGCUGCCUGCGUCGGCCUGGCCAGCAGCACGUGGAGAGCUGCAGCUCGCUGGCAGCGUGCGAGCACCCGGUACCACGCAGAUGCCAGGCUCCAGUAGCGCACAGGGAACCGGUAGCACAUGGUGGCAUGGCCGCAGCUCACUGGCAGCACACGGGCAGCGGCAGCACACGGGCAGCGAUAGCACAUCGCAGCCGGUAGCAGGCAGAUACCAAGCACCAGUAGUGCGUAGGGAAGCGGCACCACACAGCCAUGGCUGGAGCUCGCUGGUAGCACACGGGCAGUGGUAGCACUCAGAUGCCAAGCACCGGUAGUGCACAGGGAACCGGUAGGACACAGACAUGGCCGGAGCUCACUGGCAGCACACGGGCAGCGAUAGCACAUCGCAGCCGGUAGCAGGCAGAUGCCAAGCUCCGGUAGCGCGUAGGGAAGCGGCAGCACACAGCCAUGGCCGGAGCUCGGCGGCGGCGCGCAGGGUGCCGGGAGCGCGCCGCGGCCUCGAGCAGCCGGGCCCGGGCGGGCGGUGUCGGGGCGGCCGGCGCGGCCCAGGCAGCGCGGGGUGGCCGGUAGCAGCGUGCAGGCAGCCGGGGAUAGCCCGCAAUGUGCAGGCAGCUCGGGAUGGCCGGUAAUGUGCAGGCAGCUGCCCGGCCGGGAUUGGCUGCGGGGAAUGACGCCCAACACAACAAAGGUGGAGUUGGAGAAAUUGCAUUAAAAAAAAUUAAGAGAGAGAGGAGAGAGGAGAGAAAGGGAGCGGAGGGAGGGAAGGAGGAAACUGCCCCUCGCCCGCCCCGCCGGGGGAUCCCCGCCGCCGUGUCCCGGGGCCGCGGGGCGGGCAGGGACCCACCGAAGGGACCCACCGGGUCCCCCCCCCCCCCCCGCCCCGCUCCCGCUCCCUCCCCUUCUUCUUUUUAUCUCCCUUUUUUUUAUGCAAACGCCGGGCGAGGAUUGUUGCACAUUGUUGCAAAAGCAAAGAGCAAUAAAAUAGGCGGCGGAGGCGGCGGGAGCGCGGGGCGGCGGCGCUCGGGGAGCGGCGGACGCUGGCGGCGGACCCCGGCGCGCAGAGCCCGGCUGAUUGGAAGAGCGAACGCAGCGCCAUGGAGGCGGGGGAAAGCGCGAUCGUCUCUGCGGGGACUGGAGCGCGUCCACGCCCGGGGCCAGCGCUGCAGAGCUGGCCGCCGUUCAACCGCCGCUUCCCCGCCCCGGCCCCGCCGAGCGAGCCCCGGCCCCGCCGAGCCGCGGCCCCCCAAAGCCGCGGGCCCGCAGGUACGUGCCUGCGCCGGGGGAGCGGAACGGAGCCGAGCUCAGCCGUGCCGAGCCGUGCCUGCGCCGCCCGGGCUCGCCAUUCGCCGCCGCUCCGCUCCGCCGGCGGGGCUGGAGGAGGCGCUUUGUUCCUGCCCGGGUCCCGCCGCCGCGCACCGGGCUCGAGCUGAGCAGGAGUGAUCUCCGGUAGCCUGCAAGGAGGAUGAACGGCGAAGCCGAGUGCCCUGCAGACCUGGAAAUGACAGCUCCCAAAAACCAAGACCGCUGGUCUCAGGAGGACAUGCUGACUCUGCUGGAGUGCAUGAAGAACAACCUGCCCUCCAACGACGGGAGCAAGUUCAAAACCACCGAGUCCCACCUGGACUGGGAGAAAGUGGCUUUCAAGGACUUCUCGGGGGAAAUGUGCAAGAUGAAGUGGAUGGAGAUUUCUAAUGAGGUGAGGAAGUUCCGGACCCUCACGGAGCUCAUUAUGGACGCUGAAGAGCACGUGAAGAAUCCUUACAAGGGCAAAAAGCUGAAGAAACACCCCGACUUCCCCAAGAAGCCCCUGACUCCCUAUUUCCGCUUCUUCAUGGAGAAGCGGGCUAAAUACGCCAAGCUUCACCCCGAAAUGAGCAACCUGGAUCUCACCAAGAUCCUGUCCAAGAAAUACAAGGAGCUUCCCGAGAAGAAAAAGAUGAAAUACAUCCAGGACUUCCAGCGGGAGAAGCAGGAGUUUGAGAGGAACCUGGCGAGGUUCAGGGAAGAUCACCCGGAUCUCAUCCAGAACGCAAAGAAAUCGGAUGUCCCUGAGAAGCCCAAGACCCCCCAGCAGCUGUGGUACAACCACGAGAAGAAGAUCUACCUGAAAGUGCGUCCAGAUGUGAGUACGGCCACCACGAAGGAGGUGAAAGAGUCGCUGGGCAAGCAGUGGUCUCAACUCUCGGAUAAAAAGAGGCUGAAAUGGAUUCAUAAGGCCCUGGAACAGCGGAAGGAGUACGAGGAGAUCAUGCGGGACUACAUCCAGAAGCACCCAGAGCUGAACAUCAGCGAGGAGGGCAUCACCCGCUCCACCCUCACCAAGGCCGAGCGCCAGCUCAAGGACAAGUUUGAUGGACGACCCACAAAGCCACCUCCGAAUAGCUACUCCCUGUACUGCGCAGAGCUGAUGGCCAACAUGAAAGACGUGCCCAGCACGGAGCGGAUGGUGCUGUGCAGCCAGCAGUGGAAGCUGCUCUCCCAGAAGGAAAAGGACGCUUACCACAAAAAGUGUGACCAGAAAAAGAAAGACUAUGAGGUCGAGCUGCUCCGCUUCCUGGAGAGCCUGCCCGAGGAGGAGCAGCAGCGGGUGCUGGGCGAGGAGAAGAUGCUGGGCAGCAACCGGAAAGGGGCAACGAGUCCUGCAUCCAAGAAAUCCUCCCCAGAGACCGGCAAGGCCAGCUCGGAGAAGCCCAAGCGGCCCAUCUCUGCCAUGUUCAUCUUCUCGGAGGAGAAGCGGAAGCAGCUGCAGGAGGAGCGGCCGGAGCUGUCGGAGAGCGAGCUGACCCGGCUCCUGGCCCGCAUGUGGAACGACCUCUCCGAGAAGAAGAAGGCCAAGUACAAGGCGCGGGAGGCAGCGAUGAAGGCGCAGUCGGAGAAGAAGCACGGUUCGGAUAAGGAGGAGCGCGGGAAGCUGCCCGAGUCUCCCAAAACAGCCGAGGAAAUCUGGCAGCAGAGCGUCAUCGGGGACUACCUGGCUCGUUUCAAGAACGACCGGGGAAAGGCGCUGAAGGCCAUGGAGGCCACUUGGAACAACAUGGAGAAGAAGGAGAAGCUGAUGUGGAUCAAGAAGGCAGCGGAGGAUCAGAAGCGAUAUGAGAGGGAGCUGAGCGAGAUGCGGGCUCCUCCGUGCUCCACCAACUCUGCCAAGAAAGUGAAGUUCCAGGGAGAGCCGAAGAAACCCCCCAUGAACGGUUACCAGAAGUUCUCCCAGGAGCUGCUGUCCAACGGGGAGCUGAACCACCUCCCGCUGAAGGAGCGCAUGGUGGAGAUCGGCAGCCGCUGGCAGCGCAUCUCCCAGGGCCAGAAGGACCACUACAAAAAGCUGGCGGAGGAGCAGCAGAAGCAGUACAAGGUGCACCUUGAGAUCUGGCUCAAGAGCCUCUCGCCCCAGGAGCGCGCUGCCUACAAGGAACACAUUUCUAAUAAACGCAAGAGCAUAGGAAAGAUCCGGGGCCCCAACCCCAAGAUGAAGCCAACGAUGCAGUCCAAGUCGGAAUCGGAAGAUGACGAUGAGGAGGAAGAGGAGGAGGAAGAUGACGAUGAAGAUGAGGACGACGACGACGACAACGGUGACUCAUCAGAGGAAGGCGGCGACUCCUCCGAGUCCAGCAGCGAGGAGGAGAGCGAGGACGGGGACGAGAACGACGAGGAUGAUGAGGAUGAGGAUGAUGAGGAUGAGGAUGACAACGACUCCGAGGGCAGCAGCAGCUCCUCCUCCUCCUCGGGGGACUCCUCCGACUCCGACUCCAACUGAUCCCAGCCAAGCUCUUAGUAACGUCCUUUGGAUUCUCGGUUCCGGUCCCAAAUCCCCCCCCCUCAAAACCUCUUCCUCCUCUUCCUCCCGCAGGCCCCCCAGUGGGACCCCCAACCCGGGGCAUGGGGGCCAGAGGGACCCCUCCACCGAGCUCACACUGUGGGGGGGGAUGAACUGGGGCCGGGGGGGCGGGCAGAGGGGGUGACACCUCAUCCCUGCACCCCCCCUUAGUGAGGGGGGGGAGCCAUUAUUGUUACUUUUGGGGGGUUUCAUUGUUUUUGGGGGGUCGCCCUGUUCCCCCCCCCCCCCCCACUGCCAGCUCUGGACUUUAUGGAAAGAAAAGGAGAAACACAGGAAAAAAAAUACACACACCCCCCCCUUUUUUUUUUUAUAUUAAACCCCCCAGAAAUGGAUAAAAACCCCUCCUCCCCCGCCCCCCCGAGCAUGAGCUGAGCUGCUCAGGACUCAGCCAUUGGGAUGAUGGCUCUUCCUCACCCCUCUGUGCACCCACCCAGUGUUUCGGGGUGUCCCUCCCCAUACAACCCCCAUUGUCGGGGUGUCCCCCCCCCAACCCCAUUGUACAGUCUAGAAGCCGCACUGGGACCUCGCAUCCACUUGGGAUCCGCAGCCACGGACCGGGACCCGCUGGGGGGGUGGGAUGGAUUGGGGGGGGGGGCGGUGCCUCUGUGUGUGUGUGAGUGUGUGUGCGGGGAGGGGAUGACACCCCCCCAACGCCAUGGUCCGGGGUCACUGCUCAGUGUGACCAAGGGGGGGUUUUGGGGGUCUCCCCCCCCCGUCUCAUAUUUUAUUUUAGUCUUUUUUUUUUUUCUCCUUUUUAUAAAACCACAAAAUUCCUUCUUUUUUCUUGCCCUCCCCCAUUUUCCCUCCAUCUCCGGUGAAGCUGCUCCUCUCCCUUCACCCCAACCUUGGGGCGGACACAACACCCCCCAGCACUCCCCUUGCCCCCGGUACCCCCAGUUUGCCCCCCCCAUCCAUGCUGUAUAUAUAUCUUGGGUUGAUGGGGGGGUUGAUGCCCCCCCCCCAGGAUGGGGCUGUGGGGACAGGGUGGGUGCACGGGCGGGGGUCCAGGUCUGGGCCCCCCCCUUCUUUUUAAGCAGACACAAGCACCAGCAAUCCCACGCCCCCCCCCAAAACAAAGCACCCAGUGCAAUUGGGGGCACCCCCGAGACCCCCACUGUAUUAGGGGGGGGCACAAGGUUUGUCCCCCCCCAUCCUGUCCCUGGAGAGGAGCUGGGCUGGGGGACAGGAUCUGGGGCGUCCCAGGGAGAUGGGGGGGGAGCAGAGAGUGGGGGGGGGAGCUUUGAUUUAACCAUUUUCCUCUUCUUUCCACCCAAAUCUCAGCUCAGAGAGUGUGGGGGGGGGGUGAGCUCCAGGUUCAGGGGCUGCCACCCCCCACUUUGCUGCUCUCAAACCCCCCCCGAGUCACCCCAAAACCCCCGGGGGGGAGGGGGGCAACACCCCAGCCUCAAAUUGGGCUGAAAACUCACCAUUUGGGGGCAAUUGAGCCCAAACCUGUGUGGGGGGGGGGAGGUUCCCAUAUGGACAAUCCCCCUGGGCCAGUGUGUGUGCGUGUGUGUCCGUCUGUCCAUCCCUCAUCUCCUUCCCAUUCCCUUCGCUUCCAGUUUGGAAUUUCACCCCCCCUCUAUUUUUAAUCCCCCCCCUUGAGGGGAAUCAAUCCCGCUGAGUGUUCCCGCCGCCGCCGUCGUGUUUUCGUGGAUGUUUUUAGUACAAGGAAAAAAAAGGAAAAAAAAAAAAACCACACAAAAAAAAAUUUCCCCGAAUCCUUUUUUUUUCCCGUUUUUUUUUCUGUUAAAAAAUCUAAAAAAAAAAAAAAAAAAGACAAAAAAAUGACGAAUAAAAAUCUUACAGCGCCGACAAUUGGGGGCAAAAGGCGUUUGCGCUGCGAGAGGAUUGAACCUGUGAGUGCAUUUUGGCACUGCCGCAAAAUCCCGGGAUCCUUUAGAGGGAAGUUUCUUGUGAAUUCCACAAAAAAAAAAAAAA